Messenger RNA from Triplophysa dalaica, 1887 nucleotides. RefSeq names its product EEIG family member 2a (gene eeig2a). NCBI's taxonomy places the organism in Eukaryota, Metazoa, Chordata, Actinopteri, Cypriniformes, Nemacheilidae. The record is from RefSeq and is a predicted model, not a curated record. The coding region runs from base 104 to 1189 and encodes 361 amino acids. The transcript is spliced from 11 exons.
AAAACUGCAACUCCCCCUCUGUCAUCACUGGAGGCGAGUAUAACCCCGUGUUCUUGCUGUCUUUACACCCCAGCCGUGAAUUAUAACAGAGUCUGUUUAAUCGAUGGCUUUUAUCAUGAUAAAAAAGAAGAGAUUUAAGUUUAAAGUAGAUGUGGAGCUGGAGGAACUGUCAUCUGUCCCGUAUGUUAACGGGGUUCUCUUCUGCAAAGUCCGAGUGACGGACGGGGGCUUUUCAGGGGAGUCAUCGAGAGAGCAGGUUAUAGCUAACUGUGUUAAAUGGAAGAAAACGUUCUCCUUCUUGUCUAAAAUGAGCGCAAAUGCAGGGACUGGUGUUCUGGAUCCGUGUGUGUUCCGGGUAUCUGUAAGAAAGGAGCUCAAAGGUGGCAAGACCUUUGCAAAGCUUGGCUUUGCUGAUUUGAACCUGGCUGAGUUUGCCGGUUCUGGAAACACCACGCGACGCUGUCUGCUGGAGGGAUAUAACACAAAAAACACACGACAGGACAACUCUAUACUGAAGGUGAUUAUCGACAUGCAGCUCAUGUCAGGUGAUCCGUGCUUUAAAACGGCUCCAUCUACCGCCAUGACUAUUGGAUUCCCUGGAGAUACAGAUCUUGAUGAGGACAGAAGAGGAGAGACACAGCCGACAACUCACAUCUGUACAGACAAUUCAGGAAAAAGCACCUCCAGUCAUAGGUCUGGUUCUGUCCUGGAUGAACUGGGAAAGCGCGGCCAUUCGAGAACAUCCAGCUACGCCAGCCAGCAGUCUAAGUUCUCAGGCUACAGCACUGAUCACUCCCGUCCCUCCAGUAUGACAGAGCUCUCUCAUAGGAGGAAUUUGUCUGUGGGUAGUGCCUCCAUAGGGAUCGGUAGCUUACCAGAGCCCAGUGAGUCCAGCCUACAAUCCUCACUGCCCCAGCACUUCACACCAUCACACAGUGCCAGCAGGUUUCCUGUAAAGCAGGACUCAGUUGAAUGUCAGCUAAAGAGACUGGAUGCUACCAGAAUAGACGCUGAUGACAUCAUCGAGAACAUCUUACAAGGCCAAGACUUUAGCCACAGUAUACUGGACUCUAGUGCUGAAGAGGAGGGUCUGCGGCUGUUUGUUGGGCCUGGGGGAAGCACUGCUCUGGGUACUCAGCACACCUGGGUUGGUGCUGGGACUUUUGAACCGGUGGUUAUUAAUCGUUAGACUGACUGUCUUUGGGGUAAGGUGAUGUAACAUCCUGUGUCAAAAGAGGGUACCAUUCCGUUGUCUUCGCAGCAAUUCUAAACUGGGUGUCUGGCACAUCUGUGAGAUCUGGGAAACACUUCUUCCCCUUGUGGCCGAAUCUGAGAACUUCACAUUUUAAAUGCCUCUUUCAGCGGGUUCUGAAGAUGGAUAUCUACUGAAAUCUACAAUCUUGUACAACCUACAGUCAAAUUAUCACAGAAUGAUAUGGUUGUGGUUUUCGCAGUCAUUUUUAAAACAGGAAAAUGAAACUUUGAGAAUGUGUUAUUGUUUUUAUACUUGUUUUAUAUAUUGUCUUGUUUAUUAGGAUAUUUUUUAUUGUAAUGGUGUGUACUGAUGCACUUUAGACGAAUUUCAAGAAUACUGAAUUUCAAGAGUAUAAUCUUUUGGAUAGACUAUCUGUGGAGGUUACACAUUCAGCCUGAACCAAUCAGUUUGUAUUUUUAUAUUGUUAAAAAUAUGAAAUGGUUAUAAAUUGUUUACAAAUGCAAUAUAACAUGUUUUAAAUGUGUUAAAGGUUAAAUUUUUAUGACCUAGGCUAUGAGAAUGGCUUUUUCGGAAUGGGAAGAUUUGUAAAAAAAAAGAAUAUCAAAGAAAUAAGAUAAAAAUGAUGUGUUUCUUUGUUUGUUAUUUUAGAGGUAAUAAAGUAUAUGCCUGAU